Spirodela intermedia is the source of this 333-nucleotide messenger RNA. The record is from the annotation of a GenBank genome assembly. Lineage: Eukaryota; Viridiplantae; Streptophyta; Magnoliopsida; Alismatales; Araceae.
AUGAGGAGGGAGACGGAGGAGAAGAAGGGGGAGAAGGUGAAGAGGGGAUGGCUCGUAGUGACCGUCGGCCUCGACGACGGCACCGGCGGCGGCGCCGCCGCCGCCACCCUCCCGCGCUUCGCGAUCCCGAUAUCUUAUAUGCGCCACCCACUGUUCAUGGGACUGCUGGAGGCGGCUCAGGACGUCUACGGCUACCCCUCCGCAGGGCCGCUGAAGCUGCCGUGCUCGGUCGAUGACUUCAUCCACCUCCGCCGGCUCAUCGAACGAGGGCCGCCCAUCUCCGGCAACCACCGCUGUCCCCGACGCCGCUCCUUCUCGUUGAACACCUGCUAG